AUAACUUAACCUCAAAGAACCUGGUACUCUUGACAUUUUAUAUUGUUCUUGCGUUGAAAACAGUCAAUCGAAUCUGCACUCAAAAUGGCUGGUGAUCAUGUGGACGAAUCCAAGCUGACGGGACUGUCCAAGUAUUUCAACGGUGAGACAAUGAGAGGACGGGCAAAUGUUGCUAAGGCCACCUAUGCCAGCUUCGGUCUUCUCUUUCUGUAUCUGUAUCUGAAGCCGUCGAAGAAGUGAGGAACUGUAGACAUAGCAUAAAUCACAUGAAGAUAUAUUUAGCUUUAUGGUUCAAAAAGUGAAAAAUAUAUUAUGCAACAGUGCUGAAACUUAAGAA
Messenger RNA from Toxorhynchites rutilus septentrionalis, 337 nucleotides. It is a transcript of the gene Neb-cGP, whose product is annotated as ATP synthase membrane subunit K, mitochondrial. The coding region runs from base 85 to 240 and encodes 51 amino acids. The record is from RefSeq and is a predicted model, not a curated record. The transcript is spliced from 3 exons. NCBI's taxonomy places the organism in Eukaryota, Metazoa, Arthropoda, Insecta, Diptera, Culicidae.